Messenger RNA from Danaus plexippus (monarch butterfly), 2097 nucleotides. RefSeq names its product facilitated trehalose transporter Tret1-like. Lineage: Eukaryota; Metazoa; Arthropoda; Insecta; Lepidoptera; Nymphalidae. Gene Ontology annotation, molecular function: protein binding; sugar transmembrane transporter activity. The coding region runs from base 334 to 1734 and encodes 466 amino acids. The record is from RefSeq and is a predicted model, not a curated record. Gene Ontology annotation, biological process: transmembrane transport; carbohydrate transport. Gene Ontology annotation, cellular component: membrane. The transcript has 4 exons.
UUGUUCAGUUGUUCACUCGCCGCCGCCGCGUUAGCACACUCCAAGCGUCUCCUCGCACUAUGUACCAGCAAACAAACAACACAUAAACCUUCCAAAAUGAAGCCAAAUCGGUUAUAACGUUUUUUUUAAACCCAUUAAAUUUAGUUCGAUUAUAUUAUUUUGUGAUAUUUAAGUUUUAUCUUUUGUUAUUAUUUAUAUCCAUUAUAACCAUGGGUCCUUUUUAUUAUAUAUAAAUAUUUUAUUAUUUUUAAAUAAUCAGUGCUCAAGUUAAUCUCAUUCCAAAAAGUCGCGCUAUUAAAAUUUAGUCUGAUAAUAUCUUUUAUAAAAACUGAAAUGACGGCAAAAACUCGUUCACAUUGGAAGGAAUAUGGAACAGCGCUCUGUGCUACACUUAUCACUGCAACGGCAGGUACCUGCUACGGAUGGCCAUCACCAACACUUCCGUACUUAAAAUCAAGCGAGAGUUCGAUACCAACAACAGAGGAUGAGGGAUCGUGGAUAGUUUCUAUCAUGAUUUUAUGCUCAGCAAUAACACCAAUACCAUCGGCUUAUCUGGCCGAUAGAUUUGGAAGGAAGACAACUCUACUUAUUGGAGCCAUACCAUUCAUCCUGGGCUGGGUGCUGGUCAUCGCUGCCAAAUCUGUGGCAUAUCUUUACGUAGCUCGAAUGUUCUCUGGUCUUGGUUAUGGAAUAGUAUACACCGUCGCUCCUAUGUAUACAGGAGAAAUAGCAACAAAUGAAGUCAGAGGCGCCCUCUCAACCCUCAUUACAUUAUUAAAUAAGGUUGGUAUUCUUGGCCAGUACUGUAUUGGCCCCUUCGUUUCAAUGCGAACCCUAGCAGGCAUCAACUUGAUCCUACCAAUUACCUUCGUCAUUACCUUCAUCUUUUUACCAGAGUCUCCUUAUUACUAUCUUAAAUUUGAACGCAGUGAAAGAGCUGAAAAUUCACUAAGGAGAUUGAGAACCGGCGAUAUAAGACUCGAAUUAAAGAAUAUAGAAGUAAGCGUCCAAGAGGAUAUGAAAAAUAAAGGUACAUGGUGUGAUCUAAUCUCUGAGGCCACCAAUAGAAAAGCCUUAUGGAUAAGUUUGGGAGUUUUCACCAUUCAACAGUUAUGUGGAAGUGCAGCUGUAGUGGCCUAUGCUCAAGAAAUUUUCGCAACCACAGAAACCAAAAUUCAGCCUUACCAAGAAUCUAUUAUCCUAGGCUGCGUACAAGUGGCAACGUGUUGCCUUUCCGUUGUUCUAGUGGAUCGUCUGGGUAGAAAACCAUUGUUGCUGCUGUCAGCUCUCGGCGUGGGAUUAAUGAAUGGUGCUCUUGGAACAUAUUUCUACUUCGAUACCACAAAUAAGUCUUCUGUAACACCAUUAUUCUGGUUACCUAUCGCUGCUCUUCUAAUUUACAUAGUUUGCUACGCAAUUGGUCUGUCAACGGUUCCCUACGUGAUUAUAAGCGAAAUGUUCCCAACGAAUGUUAAACUAUAUGCAUCCUGUGUUGCACACAUUUACACUGGAGUAUGUAUGUUUGCAGUUCAGAAACUUUUCCAGGUUGUAAAAGAUCUAUGCGGAAUAUACACAGUAUUCUGGGGAUUCUCAGCAUUCUCUAUACUGGGUUUGAUCUUUAUGCUCGCCGUGCUACCAGAAACGAAAGGCAAGUCCUUCGUUUCUAUCCAGGCACAGUUGAGAAGAGACGUAGCGCGGGAUAACGCCAGAAAACUUAUGACCGUUGAGUAUUAAAGGAUAACAUAGACUUAAACUAGGGAUCAAGUUGAAAUGAAACUUAAAAUAUUGAUUAAUUAAUGUAAUGAUAGAUUUACAUACGUACUUAGUGGCGUUAACGUCAUGUAAGUAGCCUAUAAAAGGGUAAGAGUGGGAGUAGAGUUGGAACGAGAAGAGAAGCACUGGAAAAGGCGGUGAAAUCUUCUGGGUCGUAGUCGGCGGGCAGGCCUCGAGAGGAUAUUACACUCGUGUACAAUUUCGCCGAUUCCUUAGCAGUUCUCGUCUUGUUGGGACUAUUGAAAUCGACCAAGUAAAGACCGAAGCGGGACCUGCAAUUGCAUUUACAAUGACAAGUGAAAUUAUAGAGUGAUUUGAGUUAAA